GCAAUAAGUGAUAAAGAGAUGGAUUGCACCAAAUAAGAGAGAACGAUAAUUGUUAAUCUAGGGACGAGGGCAAAUUGUCAGUUUGUUCAGGUCUAUCUUCAGUUGCAGUUCAACAACUAUUUUUAUCGUACCUCCAACAUUAUAUAACUAAAGUUAAUUAUUUUAUAGAAAAAUAGUUUCAGAGAGUCCAAUAAUUACCAUGAAGUUUAUUGGCUCUCUUCUUUAUCUUUUAUUAAUAUUAAUAACUCUUUCAAGUAUCGUAACAUCGGAGCCUAAGGUAAAAGGAUCCCUGGGUAUUAGAAAAAGAAAUUCAAAAUUAUCGACUUUAUCUAGAAGGAAUUCAAAAGGAAGAUCAAGAAGAAGCAUUGACUUUAAUGAUGUAGUUAAAUUACCUGGAUACAGAAUGCCCCGGAGUUUUAAACCAGACACUUAUGAACUUGAAAUAAAACCUUACACAAUAAAUGCUACUUUUGUUGGGAAUCUUAAAAUAUUUGGCAAUUGGAUCAGUGAUGGCUCACGAAUAAAAUUGGAUGCCGAUCGUGGAUUGGAUAUCACUAACAUAAAUAUCCAAUGUAUCGCUCCGAACACUACGUCGACAUUUGAAGAUGCUAACGUAGCUGAGCGUGAGCACAAUAUACAAAAAUCUGAAUUAAAUAUCGAUUUGGAACAAUGGUACACCGGAGGACAAAAAUGUAUCAUAAAUAUCAAUUACACCGGUAAUAUUUCAACGUCUGACUCGUAUGGAUUUUUCAUGAAUUCAUAUCUGGAUACUCUCGCUCAAGCCCAACGUACUGUUGUCAGCACAUUUCUCGCUACUCAUCUGAGACUCAAUAAUGCAAGAAAACUAUUUCCUUGCAUCGAUGAGCCGGAAUAUAAGGCAACCUUUAUGCUCUCCUUGAUUCGUCCAAAAAAUCUCCACUCUCGUUCAAAUAUGCCUCUCAUAGCGUCUACUGAAAUAUCAGGAGAGCCGAAUUUAAUGAGAGAUAUUUUUGAAAAAACUCCUGAAAUUUCGACGUACCAAUUGUCAUUUAUGAUUUCGGAUUUCGAAAGUAUGUCACCCAGUAGAUCUGUUAAUCCGACAGAAGGUCGCGCUCCGCUGGAAAUAAAAAUCUGGGGAAGAAAAGAAUAUUUGCCAACAUUGUCUAAAGUUCCAAAUAAAAUUGUUACAAUUGUUAAUUACUUACAAAAUUAUUUUAAUAUUUCAAUCGGUCUGCCUAAAUUGGAUCUUGUGGCUAUGCCCAUGUACACCGCUUCAAAAGCGUCCGACAGUUGGGGUCUUAUGUUUUUCAAAGAAAGUGAAUUGAGCAGUCCAUCAGUUUGGAAUACAGCUUAUGAAUUAAUUUAUCAAUGGAUUGGACAAAGAAUCACUCCUUUCCGAUGGAGUGACGCUCAAGUUAACAAAGCGCUGAAUUCAUUUUUAGCGUCUAAAACAACAGUAGACAUUGAUCCAAAUGAAACGGAAGGAAAAUGGCCAAUGACACUUUUAUACUCUCUGUACUACGAGUUUGGUAAAACAUUGCCAUUUACCCGAGUCGCUGGUAUAAGACACGAAGCGACGUGCUCAAAAACUGAAUUGGUAUUCCGCAUGUUUAAUUAUACACUUGGUGAAGAUAUUUUCCGGCAGGGAGUCCAAAAAUUUAUUCACGAAUCGGCUAAAAAUCGGAGUUUUUAUGCUAAUGAAAUAUUCAGUCAAUUGGAUGAAGUGAGGGUGAAGAAUAAUUUAACCCUGCCUAAUGACCUGACAAUCAGCAGCAUCGCAGCGCCUUGGAUAAAUAGAGACCGUGUACCAGUGGUAACAGUAACUCGCGAUUACGAAACCGGAAGUAUAACCUUCACACAAAAUGUAUUUCUUCGUCAACUACCACCAGCUUCUAAUGAAAAAAUGUCUUAUCUAUGGGACAUACCAAUUAUAAUGGUAUCACAAAAUGAUUUGAAAUUUUCUAAACUUUAUCCUAAUUUAUGGUUGACUAAAAGUGACAGUACUAUCACUGUACCAGAUUCUACAUCCAAAGAUCAUUUUGUUAUUGUUAAUCCAGAAGAAAUAGGAAUGUUUCCGGUAAAUUACGAUCUCUGCAAUUGGCAAAUGUUAAGUGAAUUUCUUCAAGGACCCAACCGAGAAACAAUACCGGUGUUAACUCGCGCUAAACUAUUACAUGACGCCUGGAAUAUGGCAUACUCAGGUAAUUUUUGCUUCCAAGUAGCGCUCAAUAUGACACUAUUUUUAAAAAACGAAACAAGUCACGUUGUCUGGCAGCCGUUUUUCACCAUGAUUGAUCACGUUGGCAGAAAAAUCCAAGAAUCAGAGACUGUAGCAUCUAAUUUUGAAGCGUACAUCUUUAGUCUCCUUGAGCCGUUGUACAAGAAUCAGCUCGGCGAGACGGCAAGUCCAAAUGAGCCUUCGUGGAAAACUCACAUGAGAGGUCUUGUCAAGAAUUUCUUAUGUCGCGCCGGUUACCGUCCUUGCAUCGAAGAAGCCAAAGAACAGUAUAAAAAGUGGAUGAAGGAUGAUGAACCCGAUGAAGGAAAUCCAGUCGCGAAUGAAUUUAUUUGUCCAGUUUUCCGAUGGGGCACGAUGGAAGAAUGGGAGUUUGGUCUUCAAAGAGUAAUUAAUUUUCCCCAGAAAACAAUGGAGCGAAAACAGAGCGAGCGGACAUAUUUAUUGAAAACUUUAGCGGGAUGUCCUGUUGAUAAAAGUAAAAUUGAAAGGCUAUUGAAUGUUACAAUCCUUAAUGAGAAUUCAAACUUCACGGAUUCGGAUAUUCAAUUAAUCUAUAGUACCUUGACAGGAAGCGCAACCGGAUAUUUUGCAUUAUUUGAUUUUCUCGUAGAUCACUGGGAUCUGAUGAAGCAAAGAUUUGAAAGCAAAGAGCAUUUGUGGAACGGUAUUAUUAACUCAGCUACUUCAUCAUUCAGCACUCAGGAAGGCUAUGAUAUGGUAUCGCAAUUGUACAAAGACCGUCAAAGGGAGGCUGAUCCGUCAGAAGUCAUUAUUAAAAAAGUAAUGGGAGAUUUAGAGGAAGAAUUGAAGUGGAGUAAAAAAAAUCUUCCUGUCAUUGAAGAAUGGUUGAACAAUCAUCUCGAUAAACAACGACCGUCGUUACUCAUGUCUUCCGCUCGUCAUAUAACAACUACUGCUGCUCCUACUACAAGUAGUUCUACUCUAACUCCAAUUGCUGGAUAAAUUUAAAGCUUUUUUUUUUUAUAAAUUUACUAAUUAAUGUAUUUAAUAUUUUUAUUGUGUAUUGAUUAUUUACAGAAAGAUAUAUUUAUAUUUUCUUAUCCAAAUGCAGUGUAAAAAAAUAUCUGUUGAUUUGAACUUAAAUUAUUAGCAAACUAGGUUACUCUGAUUGCCCCAAAUAACAUUAUACUUUCCUAGAACAAAUAUAUAAACUUUAUUAUCGAGCAAACUAGCCAAAAAAGUUUAUAAACAAAAAUAAACUAAUUCGCAAACUCGUUAGAACAUCGUAUUACAACCAAAUCCUGGCUCCAAUUAAAAAUAUAUUAAUAUAAUUGUUGCAUAACUUUUAAUUUGAUGUUAAAAAAUAUCUAAAGAAA
This is a messenger RNA of Cotesia glomerata, 3555 nucleotides long. RefSeq names its product aminopeptidase N. Gene Ontology annotation, biological process: proteolysis; peptide catabolic process. Gene Ontology annotation, cellular component: cytoplasm. NCBI's taxonomy places the organism in Eukaryota, Metazoa, Arthropoda, Insecta, Hymenoptera, Braconidae. Gene Ontology annotation, molecular function: zinc ion binding; metalloaminopeptidase activity; peptide binding. The record is from RefSeq and is a predicted model, not a curated record. The transcript is spliced from 16 exons. The coding region runs from base 200 to 3181 and encodes 993 amino acids.